AUGCCAUCUGAAGUGGCGGUUCGAGCUAGACAUCCGGUUCUUUUGCCGCGAGCAAGAUCUUUGGAACGUGGGGCUCCAGUUGGAACAUUGAGCAGGUUAGUUAAGAGAUUUAUUUAUUUUUUUUUGUAGACGAGGAGAGUAACAAAAUUGAUAAGAAAAGUGUUCCGAAAAAUGUAAAAAAUUUUAUGGAAAACGGAAUAGAAUUGUGAAACUGAUUAAGAAUCAACUGACUUUUAAACAUGAUUUCAUUGUGUGUAGUUUCAUAGUGAUUCAUAAAUAUUUUAUGAAUUUUCAAUUCUUGUUAUUGAGCCAUGAAAAUUCGUUGGAUAUUAUUGAAAUUUACAUGAUAAAUUUGAAAAAAAGUAUCAUAAAAUAUAUUUUCGUGAUUUCUGACAAGAACUUUGUGAUUUUCUGUGAGAUUGAUAUUUUUUCUAACAUAGGUCUAAACUGAAAAAAUUAUGUAAAGCUGAUGGUUAUCACAAGCAAAAUAUGUAUUUGUCAGUUUCAGAAUGAAAAGCAUUCUACACUAACAACUAUCAAAUUUUUGUUUCCAGAGUAACAUCAGUUCCAAACUUGUCCACAAUUCGAGUUGGAUCAAGCUACAGUCCAUCAGCGCCUCUUCACAAAUAUAGAAGAGAUGUCGAUUCGGUAAGACACGUUUUUUGUUCAUUUCCACCUUUCGUUCUUAUUUUCAAAAAGUGUAAUCUCAUAAAAACAACAACAAAAAAAACUAAAAAAAAAAGAGUGAGAGAUAUAUGAGAAAUGAUCGACGAACACAUGAAUGUUUAUAGCUUGAUGAUUGGGCAAUCGAUCGAUACACUUAUCACGCACCAUUUUAUUGGCAAACUUAUCGAUAUGCAGCAAGACGUCAAGCCUACGUCGAUCCAAUUCCACAAACAUUGGGACACGAAUACUCAACAUUUUGGUCUAAAUAUAAAUGGUACACUGAUUGGUUGAACCCAACUUAUUGGAGACGUUAUAGAGAUGCUAAUUAUGACAGACCAUUAUGGAAUAAUUGGAGACCAUGGCAAUAUGACUCGUUAGUUUUGUUUGAAACUUUUAAUUAUUUUUUUCGAAAAAAAUCACAAAAAAAAUUUUUUCAGGCGCAACGCUAAACGAGCCAUUGAUUUGUAUAGAAACGGAGUGAUUGAUUUCAAAACAUUAGAUUCAAAAUGGAUCACACCUUCUGCAUUGGAAAGACGUGGAAGAGAUUGGUCAGAUGUUUAUCUUCCAGCUGCUCGUUAUGGAGCUCAUCGCUAUUUCUACUCUUUCAGUUAA
Messenger RNA from Caenorhabditis angaria, 1278 nucleotides. The record is from the annotation of a GenBank genome assembly. Lineage: Eukaryota; Metazoa; Nematoda; Chromadorea; Rhabditida; Rhabditidae.